Messenger RNA from Strongylocentrotus purpuratus (purple sea urchin), 2036 nucleotides. RefSeq names its product solute carrier family 41 member 1. Gene Ontology annotation, cellular component: plasma membrane. Gene Ontology annotation, molecular function: monoatomic cation transmembrane transporter activity. Lineage: Eukaryota; Metazoa; Echinodermata; Echinoidea; Camarodonta; Strongylocentrotidae. Bases 252 to 1952 code for a protein of 566 amino acids. The transcript is spliced from 10 exons. Gene Ontology annotation, biological process: monoatomic cation transport. The record is from RefSeq and is a predicted model, not a curated record.
CCAUAUUUUGCGUGUAAAAUGCAAUCCACCACGUCAACAAACGGCAACAAACAUAUGCGUACAUUUACAUGUAUGGCUAGAUCAGAUGCACGAGCAAAGACUAUUUGAUUGAUCUGACGACUUGACGACGGUUGGUUUACUGCAGGCUUACUUUUGCCCGUACCCCAAAACGAUCCAGAGAAUAUUGUCUAAGUCGUGGAAGAAAAUUUGAAAGCUCCAUCAAGAAAUGAUAACAUUAGCCAUCGACCCAAAUGAGUUCACAAGAGAGCACUAAUCCACCAGUUUCUACCCCUCCUCCUGUCCCCCAUCUGAGGCACAGAACAGGGAAAGGCAAGACCGAAGACACCAUGGUACCUAGAGUAGUGGCCAGCUCACCCUUAGAUGGCCAAUCGUUGCUUCCGCUUCGAGGGGUUCCAGCUGGGGACAGAGGAGAAACUCGUGUGGAGGAUGAUCCAGGAGGAGACGAAAGAGGAACUGGAAAUGAACACACAAAAUAUAUAACUCAGAAUGGCCUGACGAUGAAUGACAGUCGUAACGGUGUGGACCAUGAGCCAGAGGGUAUUGAAAUUGAGACUAGCCUUACAGAGCCUUUGCUUGGAACCACAAGAUCAAGUGAUGAUGAUGAUGAAGGUGAAGGGGAUGGUGGAUUGUCCACAUUCAUGCAGGAGAGAGAGCACAGAUCUUAUCCCAAGGAAUCCUCAUGCGGUAUCGGAGCUCAGGUGUUUCUGCCCUUCCUUAUCGCUGGUUUUGGAACAGUCUAUGCAGGCCUUGUCCUUGAUCAUGUUCAGCAUUGGACAGUGUUUGUUCAAGUAACAGAGUUGUUUAUCCUGGUUCCAUCAUUACUUGGUUUGAAAGGGAAUCUAGAAAUGACAUUAGCUUCAAGACUAUCAACUGCAGCUAAUCUGGGGAUUAUGGAUGACAGAAAGAAGCUUAAAGAAAUGAUCUUGGGAAACAUGGCAUUAACACAGUGUCAGGCCCUCAUAGUUGGAUUCUUAGCUUCUGCAGCAGCAACCCUGUUUGGUUGGAUUCCUGAUGGAGAGUUUGAUAUCAAUCAUACCUUACUCCUGUGUGCCAGUAGUAUGGUCACAGCUUCACUAGCUAGUGCAGGAUUGGGUGCCAUCAUGGUAGGAGUUAUUUUAUUAUCACGCAAGUGCAAAAUCAACCCAGACAAUGUCGCUACACCUAUAGCAGCAAGCCUUGGAGAUCUUAUAACACUGUCCCUUCUGGCUUGGAUCAGCAACCUCUUAUUCAAAAAUAUCGGGAAGCAACACUGGUUAGCGCCCACUAUCAUUGUAGUCUUCUUUCUGUUGGUACCGUUAUGGGCAUUCCUAGCUUGUCGUAAUGACUACACAAGAGAUGUGUUUUACAAUGGAUGGUCACCUGUCAUUACUGCCAUGCUGAUUAGCAGCAUUGGAGGACUUGUAUUGGACAUUGCAAUCCGUACCAACGAGGGUGUUGCUGUGUUCAGUCCUGUUAUCAAUGGAGUCGGAGGCAACAUAGUCGCUGUGCAGUCCAGCAGAAUAUCUACACACCUUCAUGGCAUUGGUAGUCUAGGCACUCCAGACCCAGAGAGGAUCAAGAAAUGCAACUCGCCUUUUACAGUUUUCUUUGGAAAAGACAUGCAUUCCCGGUCAGCUCGUGUGUUGAUCAUGAUGGUCAUCCCUGGUCAGCUUAUCUUCCUAUACUACAUCUCAUACAUGAAUGCCGGUCACUCCUCCAUUACUCUCAGAGUCACGAUCAUGUUUGUCACCGUAUCUCUCAUUCAGGUGGUAUUCCUGCUUCAGAUAGCAGAUUGGAUGGUGUACUAUCUGUGGGGAAAGAAACUUGAUCCUGAUAACUUCUCCAUCCCGUACCUGACUGCUCUAGGCGACCUCCUGGGUACAGCUCUCCUCGCUCUGGGCUUCCUCAUUGUAUGGUCGCUAGGUGAUAGAGACGUAGACAUUGGAGAUUAAUCAUAACUCCUCAGUGGGACCAGGGGGGUGUUUCACAAAGAUCCUAAGUCGAACUUAACUCUUAGUUGGACUUAAACAUUAUGG